This is a messenger RNA of Kwoniella shivajii, 1746 nucleotides long. RefSeq lists its product as uncharacterized. The transcript has 12 exons. The record is from RefSeq and is a predicted model, not a curated record. The coding region runs from base 1 to 1746 and encodes 581 amino acids. NCBI's taxonomy places the organism in Eukaryota, Fungi, Basidiomycota, Tremellomycetes, Tremellales, Cryptococcaceae.
AUGCCCGUACCAGACUCGACAAACGAUACUAGACUUCCGGUCACACUUUUAUCUGGAUUUUUGGGAAGUGGUAAAACUACUUUACUAUCGUAUAUCCUUAAAUCCAAAGAUCAUGGUCUGAGAUGUGCCAUUAUAGUGAAUGAUAUGGGUGCUUUGAAUAUCGAUGCAAGUCUUAUCAAGAAUCACAAACUGACUCAGAAAGAAGAGAAGAUCGUUCAGAUGCAGAAUGGAUGUAUUUGUUGUACUUUACGAGCUGAUUUAUUGGAAGAAGUUGCAAGUUUAGCUGAGAUGGGUUCUUUCGAUUACUUGAUCAUUGAAAGUUCAGGUAUUUCCGAGCCUAUCCAGGUGGCAGAAACGUUUACUCCUGAAUUCGCCGAAUCGAUAGAAGGAACAACGAUUCAAGAGAUCGAAGAAUCUUUACCAGAAGAUGAAAACACAACUCCGGAGUCUAAACGUCGAUUAGCGAAAUUGAUAGCACAGGGUGGUUUAACAAAGAUAGCAAGAUUGGAUACAUGUGUCUCAAUGGUCGAUUGUACUACGUUCAUGGAUGACUUUGAUACUACAGAUUUCUUGACAGACAGACAUGGUAAACAAGUGGAUCCUGAAGAUGAGAGGAACAUAACUGAUUUGUUAACGGAUCAAAUCGAAUUUGCGAAUGUCAUAUUGUUGAACAAGACUGAUAUGGUAAAUAAAGAUCAAUUAGCUAAAGUCGAGAAUCUGGUCAAAACUCUUAAUCCUACGGCCAAAGUCAUAGCAACGACGUAUUCUAAAGUUGAUCUCAAAGAAAUCCUCAAUACUCAUCUGUUUGACUUUGCCAAAGCGGCUACUGGAGCGGGCUGGCUACAAUCGUUGAGAGAAAAUACUUUGAUCGAAAUCACAGAUUCUAAAGGUGUCGCAAGGAUGGUACCUAAACCCGAAACCUUGGAAUACGGUAUAAGCUCUUUUGUAUAUACCGCUAGAAGACCGUUUCAUCCUCAUAGAUUGUGGGAUUUAAUUUCGGCUCCAUUCUGUAUCAUCCAAACUGCCGCUGAGGAAGAGGAUGAGCAUGACGACGAUGACGACGACGAUGAUGCAAAGGAAGAACAAGACGUAGAGAUGGACGAGGACAAGAUCAAAACUCAACAGCUGAUCGAAAUGCAAGCUGAGAAAGAAGCCUUGGAUUUACCUAGUAAAGUGACAUUCAAACGAGCUUCAGAAGUCUGGAAAGGUGUUUUGAGAUCAAAAGGUUGGAUUUGGUUGGCAACUAGACCAAACGUACAUGGUGAAUGGUCCCAAGCGGGUGUGAUGUGUACGAUUGAUGGCGGUGGACCUUGGAUGUGUCGUAUCCCAGAAAAUCAAUGGCCUAGUGAUGGUGAUCAAGAAACUGUUGAUGCUAUAAAACUAGAUUUUAUGGGCGAGUGGGGUGAUCGUCGACAGGAACUCGUUUUCAUUGGUCAAGAAUUAGAUCAAGAGUUGAUCACGAAGACGAUGAAUCAAGUUCUUCUGAGUGAUAAUGAAUGGGCCAAGUGGGAAAAGAUUAUGAAAUCUGGUCGAUUGUCCGAUGAUAAAAAAGCCGAAAAGUUAUUCAACCUCUUUGACGAUGGUUGGGAAGCUUGGCCUGAGCCUCUGGAUGAAGAGCAAGAAGAGGAGGAGGAAGGGGCAGGGGGAGAGGGAGGAGGAGAAGCUGGGCACGGGAGCAGGAACGCUCAUGCGGGGCAUCAUCAUUCAAAUGUACCCAAGAAGAAGGCUAAGAUAUCUGUCGAGUAG